Messenger RNA from Anopheles stephensi (Asian malaria mosquito), 3988 nucleotides. RefSeq names its product ubiquitin carboxyl-terminal hydrolase 9 (gene Usp1). The record is from RefSeq and is a predicted model, not a curated record. Lineage: Eukaryota; Metazoa; Arthropoda; Insecta; Diptera; Culicidae. The transcript is spliced from 5 exons. Gene Ontology annotation, molecular function: cysteine-type endopeptidase activity; cysteine-type deubiquitinase activity. Bases 728 to 3409 code for a protein of 893 amino acids. Gene Ontology annotation, biological process: protein deubiquitination. Gene Ontology annotation, cellular component: nucleus; cytosol.
AUGUGUUGAUUUUUUUGUGUGUGGUGCCUAUUCGCUUCUACGAACAUGAACUGUCAGCUUACCGCAUCGUACAUGUCAAAAGUAUGGUGUGCAAAGUAUGCCAGACUAUCGCAAAAGAAGAGCUACGAUUAAUAACAAUCAACGAUGGUACGAAAAGGGUAAUGUCCCCCUAAUUCUGGAUAGUUUGAUCUUGCCGUGAACUUGCCCGUGGUGCAGUCAACGAUCUGUCGGUCAGCAUCGAGAGCCUCCGCGCACGCAUUGCCUUGUGACGCUGUAAGAAUAGUGACAACAAAAACGGAGAAACUGCAACCACCGCUUACUAGCGGAAAGAAAAUACUAUAUUUCUAUCGGGUUUACAUUAUGCAGCACAUUCCGAUGUGUGGUAGCAAACGGUCGGCCUGCGAACAAUAUAUCUACCAUCUGUAUGGCUGAAUAACGCGAUUCCUGUUUGUGCGAAUCCCUGCCUGCUGCUGCAGCACGGUAUUGUACGGACCCACGCAAGGACUAACACCAACACCAAUUCGGGCUCGGGUUGCUAUUGUUCUUGUAAACAAUUGUGUGUUGUUUUGCACGUUCGUUUUUUUUCUCUGCGAAGAGCCCUAAAAUUGCAUAUCCAAUACAGCAAUGUGAAUGGAGCGAUUUUGCGCUGCAAAACUGUUAUCGAAAAAGCAAUCGGAGAAGAUCAAAUUCAGUGCCGGCUACCCGCUGCUCGGCUAAGGGCGGUUGAAUGAAAAGCCUCAACAGUAUGGUAACGCACACCAUGAGUAAUUCACUCGCAACGCUAUGUAACAUAGGCAACUCGUGUUACAUGAACUCGGUGCUGUACACUCUACGCUUUGCACCGAACUUUACGCAUAACCUGCACCAUCUGGUUGAAUUUCUCGAGCUCGUGCUACACAAAGCGAAUGCGGACAGAAAGUACCUAGUACAGCAUGAUGAAAAUGCUCAGAACGAGCUGAAUGUGAUGAACUCGAAGCCUAAAUCGUCCCUGCUCGCUCAUAAUGCUUCGGACCCGGCCGGUGCAGCCCAUCCGUGGAGCAGCAAAGAGUUGAUUCAACAUGACAGAAAUGUGAACGGGUACGAGAAAGCGGCUUCGAACCGAACCACCACCCACCACUCGGUCGACGGUUCUGCCGCGCUCGGCGAAAUAAGCUUUGGUGAUAAUGAUAAAUGCAGUGUUCUAAAUAGUCCUACGCAUCAUAUUUGUAAUUCGUGUAGCAGUACGGCAAAGCCUACCUGUACUGGUGAUAGUUGUAAUAGGUCAAACAAUUCGGAUGUAAGCUAUAGUAAUGGAAGUGGCGCGAAGAACAACCGGCAGCUGGUGUGCGAAACGUUGCACGACCUGUUCCACAGUCUCGCCCGGAACGAGGCGUCCGAUGUGAUCGAACCGUUCCAUGCCGGGGGGCUGCUGCAGGCCGUGCAGAGCGUGAGCAGCACGUUCGAGGGCAACCAGCAGCAGGAUGCGCACGAAUUUCUCAUGUGCAUACUGGACAGUGUGCGAGAAUCUUGUCAAAUACUGAACAAACAUCUAAUAGAAAAUCCAGAUAUUCUAAAAAUUAGCCCGUUUCCAUCGCUCGAGAAAGCCACUGCAACAGAGGCCACGAUCAACAAUAGCAAUAAUACAGCGCCCGUUAGCUCGGAAUCGAAGCUCAGCAACACACCAUUUAUUGCGCGUAACAUCUUUCGCCGGCGCAAGGAAUCGUUGAAAAAUAACACCAAGUCACGGUUGGAACCACCGGCCAGCGGUACCGUCGUGAGCGUGCAAACCGCUGCGCCAAACAAUUGUGUGCAUAACUGCACGGGAAAGCAGAAGAUUCAUCUGCCCAACGCAACGACCGGUGCGACGCAGGAGCCAACCGUUGCUCAGGACCGGUUGAAGCAACGGAUCCGGACGUUAGGGUUGAACUUUUUUUGCGAAGAUUUUGAAGGUGUCACUGUGUCGCGGACGCGAUGUCUAUCGUGCGAGACAGUGACCGAGCAGAAGGAAACGAUGAUAGACAUAGCCAUUCCAAUCACAUCGAACGAAGUGAGUGACGCCGUGAAGAAUCCGCAACAAUUUUAUCAGGACGCUUGCAUAACGCAGGAAUAUUUUCGGGGCGAUAACAAGUAUCGAUGCGAGGUGUGCUCCGGCUACACCGAGGCCUGCCGUACGAUUUCCUUCGACAUACUGCCCCGGUUGCUCGUCCUGCAGCUGAAGCGCUUUAACGGUGAUAUGGAAAAAAUCAACAGCUACAUUCCAACGCCGUUCAUACUGCAGUGCUUUUGUGCCGAAUGCAUCGGAAGGUCGGACAACGAGAAGCGCCACAUCUAUCGGUUGUACAGUGUGAUAACGCACGUCGGCGCACGAAUGUCCGUCGGACAUUACAUCGCGUACACCAGCUCGCUCCAAAUCCCGCUGCACUACGCUAACUGUGUGAAGGAUCGGCAACGACGGGCGCUGCUUGCAGCCGCCUCCCUGGAAGCGCAAACUGCGCUGCACCCCCCCGACGCUGGUGGAAUGGCGAGCAAAAGCCACAGCAGCGGCAGCGAGAAAAGUGCGUCCGGUCAAUUAAAGAAGCUGUUCGGUAGCAAAAAAACGUCCAGUGCAGGCGAUAUAAGCAAAAAGCUAAAGAACAACGUCAUCAAUCGAUUCUCGCCGAUUAAUGGGAUGGAAAGCUUGCAGCUGAACGCAACCGCAACCGACACCUGUCCGGAGAAGCCGGCCCGGGGCGCCGGGUACAUAGACAACUUUUACAGCAUUCACAGUAUUGAGGGCGGUAUGAAUCAUGGUGAGGUGCUGCUGAAUGGAAGCGAAGCGGGCAGCGGGCCGUCCUGCCCGAGCAUCGGCUGCUGUGCGGUACGUACAAAAGCGAUGCUUGCGAACGAUAUCAACGGUCGGUGUUUCGUCGACGAUGGUUUGGUGAACCAUAGCAGCGUCCACAGCCUGUCACCUCUUGCCACGGGGUCCGUGUGCAACAAUAACUGUGCCCACAACCAUUACAAGCCGCUAGACGCUUCCAACGGUGAAGACCGAUCGUCGAACGUACCCGCCGACUGUCACGGCUCGUUGUUUGCCGGCCCGCUCCAUAGCGACGACAGCAAAGGGCUAGGCUAUGGCAGUGUGAUGCACGAGUCGUUAGCCAACCAGCAGCUCACGUGGUAUAUGUGCGACGAUGAUAAAAUUAAAAUCAUGACUCAGCCAGAGUUUGAGGAGGUGCUCUCACCGAACCGUCGGCACGUGACCACGCCAUACCUGCUAUUCUACGCUCGGUACGAUGUACAGCAAAGCCAACAUAAUCAAUCCAAGGAGCCAACGCUUUCGUCUGCACAACAGCAGCAGCAGCAGCAGCAACCGUUUGAACAUAAGCUACAUACAGCACUUGCAAAACACGUACCGCCAACAUCCAAAUCUGCCACAAUCUCGGUCUAAGCUUCAUCCGGAGCAGGUUGGAUAUGUAAUAUGCCUUUGUUUUGUUUGUUUGUUUCUUUCUCUUCUUCUUUGCAAGUAAAAUCAUUACGUUACAGGAUAAUCAUCAGCAAAUUGAUUCUAAAUCAUGCUCCCCAUUUAUAGCCUAUUGACAAAAGAAAAAAAAAACACAUUGAAAAGAAAGGUGUUAGAUAUUAGCUUUGAAACUGAGCAGUGAAAAAGCAUGAAAUCUGAAAUAUAUAUAUAUACAUAUAUAUAUAUAUUAGAAACCAAUAAAACGAAAAACAAACAACCUGAGCAAUUGUUCUAUACAUAUAUAUUUAAAGACUAAUAAAAAUCAUGUUUGAUUGUUGUAUCCCGUUUGUUACUGCUCUUCUAAUCCUAGUGCUUCGGUUUACUUUUAUUAAAGUAAUUAAUUUACCACAUCAAAAAAAGAAAUAGGAUAAUAAUUUGUAUUCUGAAGCUGAUGGUUGUAGGAAGCUAUAUACAUAUAUACGCGAGGGAGACGUUAAUUUGUGAUUUCGGCUAUUUAUUUAAAAAACAUGUAAAACAAUACAAUUAAGUUGUACGUAGUAAAACGAA